AUGGGGGCUUCUCCGCAAACUCAGAAAAAUGGCCAAGACCGCCACGAGGACCCAGCAAAUGUCCAUCUUGCCCCCCAGGAUUCUGACUUGAUCGAUCAUCAUGUAGACUUCUCGAGUACAGAAAGCGACACCGAUCUCGAGAGCGACGACACCGCAAUUUUCGAAAGCGGCUCCCAUCGGAGAUUAGAGUCCGCGCCGCUGAUAGCCAAUCGCCGAAGAUUUUCCUCAACCAACGAAGAUGAUGACGAUAAUGAUCAUGACGGCGUGCUCGCGUCGGCCGAUGAGGACGAGGAGAAACCGGUAACUUGGAGCUCGUUACCGAAAAAGGGCCAGUUGGCGAUCUUGACCUUAGCGCGACUGUCAGAGCCGUUGACACAGACUUCUCUGCAGGCAUACCUGUUUUAUCAGCUCAAAUCGUUUGAUCCAUCUCUGCCAGACUCGAAGAUCUCCGCGCAGGCGGGUAUCCUUCAGGGUAGCUUUACAGCCGCGCAAUUUAUCACUGCGGUCUGGUGGGGCCGUCUUGCCGAUGCUGAAUGGAUGGGACGGAAAAGAGUGUUGUUAAUCGGAUUGAUGGGCACCUGUCUGUCUUGUGUAGGCUUCGGCUUCUCUCGAUCUUUUGCGACGGCCAUGGUCUUUCGAACACUUGGUGGGGUAUUGAACAGCAAUGUGGGAGUGAUGCGGACACUGAUUGCAGAGAUCAUUGCUGAGAAGAAAUAUCAAUCCCGCGCGUUUUUGCUCCUACCUAUGUGCUUUAAUAUCGGUGUUAUCAUAGGUCCAAUCUUGGGAGGCACUUUGGCCGAUCCUGUCAGCAGCUUCCCGCAAUUUUUCGGCCCGGGAUCUAUUCUUGGGGGUAAAGAAGGCGUCUGGUGGAUGCAGCGUUGGCCCUAUGCUUUGCCGAAUCUCUUGAGCGCCAUCUUCAUAUUUGUCUCAUUUCUCGCCGUAUUUCUUGGCCUCGAUGAGACCCAUGAAAUUGCACGUUAUAGAAAGGACUGGGGUCGUAGUCUAGGCAAGCGACUCACAAGAGCUUGGACCCGACGACCCCGACACUAUCGUCUAUUGACACGCUCCAGAGACGACGACUCCAUUUACACGGAUGGCAGCGUCGGCACUUGGUCUACGCCAUCAAGUCCAGCGCGCUCUCGCGUGCAUCCACGGCCACAUAAGAAGAUAGGGUUCAGCCAGAUCUGGACACGCAACGUUAUCCUGACUUUGACAGCUCAAUUCCUGCUCGCCUUCCACACAAGCGCCUUCAACUCCAUGACAUUUGUGUUUUUGCCCGCACCCCGUGCCCCAGAGAACUCCCGACAAGGUCUUUUCCAUUUCGGCGGUGGAUUAGGUCUUCCAUCAUCCCGAGUUGGACUUGCUACUGCUAUCAUUGGUUUCAUCGGCCUACCACUGCAGAUAUUCCUCUAUCCGCGGAUACAGACAAAGCUCGGCACACUCACGUCAUUCCGAGCGUUCCUUCCCUUUUCGCCCAUCGCAUACGUGCUCAUGCCCUUCCUUGUGAUUCUCCCACGUAUACCAUGGAUUGUUUGGCCUUCUUUCACGUUUGUCGUUGGCUUGCAGGUCAUCUCGCGAACAUUCAUCCUGCCUGCUUCUAUCAUCCUGGUGAACAACUGUGUUACAGAUCCAUCUAUCCUAGGCACCGUCCAUGGUGUGGCACAGAGUAUCUCUAGUGCAGCUCGGACACUAGGCCCAUUCCUGGGUGGCUGGGGCCUGGGAUUCGGCCUUGAGAAUAAUAUAAUCGGGGCUGUUUGGUGGGCACUAGCUGUUGAGUCUUUGCUUGGUUGGGCCAUGCUGUGGAGUAUCUACGAGGGUAAGGGAAUUGAACGGAAGAAAGAUGUGGAAGAGGAGGAUGAGGAGUGA
This is a messenger RNA of Penicillium expansum, 1866 nucleotides long. Its product is annotated as putative MFS multidrug transporter. The coding region runs from base 1 to 1866 and encodes 621 amino acids. The transcript has 3 exons. Gene Ontology annotation, molecular function: transmembrane transporter activity. Lineage: Eukaryota; Fungi; Ascomycota; Eurotiomycetes; Eurotiales; Aspergillaceae. The record is from RefSeq and is a predicted model, not a curated record. Gene Ontology annotation, biological process: transmembrane transport.